Messenger RNA from Camelina sativa (false flax), 2095 nucleotides. RefSeq names its product Galactosyltransferase family protein. Gene Ontology annotation, molecular function: galactosyltransferase activity. Gene Ontology annotation, cellular component: Golgi membrane. Lineage: Eukaryota; Viridiplantae; Streptophyta; Magnoliopsida; Brassicales; Brassicaceae. The record is from RefSeq and is a predicted model, not a curated record.
CAAUAUAUGAUUUUUUUUUUUUGUGUGUGAUUUCAGCAUCAUCAUUGACUUUGGAAAGAAAUAUAUAGUAUACUCAUUAUUCUGCUUAACCUUUAAUUGAACGAUACAUAUCUAAAAGGCUUUACCUUAAGGUUGUAAGACUUUUGCAGCUCAGUCCACGAUGUUUCCAGCCUCUACAAGAUGGACCGACCCAAUUUGAUAGAUAAAUAUGUUUGUUUUACUAGGAAAGAGAGCUCUUUACAAGCCACAUUUGUAACUUGUAAGAGAUAACUAGAUUUUGUUAGCAAUGUUUGAGUCAGUUCCUGAACAAUAUAGUGAAACUUGAGAAGAGAGAAUUGUUAAAAUUUUAGAUUACUAAAAUAGUAUUUACAAGCAUUAAACAUAUGCUACAACAUCAGGUUACAUAUGUAUCACAUUAAUGCCAAGUUCUGGCUAUCUCUGAUCAAGAAGUUGAGUCAUGUGUUGCGGAAGCCGCACAAAACGCAUCCAAAUAUGUUAGCGCCUAAAAUGUUGUGUAAAAAUGAAGAAAUAGAGUUUUGUGGGAUUCUAUUUUUUCUUUUCUUUUGUAAUAUCUACUAUAUGCAAACAGUUAGUUGGAACAUGCACAUUGCAUGACAAGACAGUCAGAUUGAGAGAGAGAGGAGCAAAACAUAAACGCCAUUUUCGUUCUGCAACUACAUUCAUGUUUUCAUUUUAUAUAAAUAACAUCUCAUGAACAUUCAGAACUUGUUUCUUAAUCUGACAGCUCUCAUCUCCUCAGAAUUCAGUCCCUUUAGUGCCUCACAUGUGCUUAUAGAGAUUUAGCACUAAGGAGACGCAGAAGAGAUGAGGGCUAAAGCUGCUUCAGGGAAAGCCAUAAUAGUGUUGUGUCUUGCUAGCUUUCUUGCAGGCUCACUGUUCAUGAGUCGAACUUUGAGUCGCUCUUACAUAUUUGAAAAAGAGGAUCACCAUCUCACAAAGCAUCUGUCUACUAAACAUUUAGAGAUUCAAAAGGACUGCGAUGAACAUAAACGCAAGUUAAUAGAAAGCAAAUCCAGAGACAUAAUAGGAGAAGUAUCGAAAACCCACCAAGCAGUAAAAUCAUUGGAGAGAACAAUGUCAACGUUGGAUAUGGAGUUAGCAGCAGCACGUACCAGCGAUAGAAGCAGUGACUUCUGGAGCGAACGGUCAGCAAAAAACCAGAGUCUACAAAAAGUGUUUGCAGUGAUAGGCAUCAACACAGCUUUCAGCAGCAAGAAAAGACGAGACUCGGUGAGGCAAACAUGGAUGCCAACAGGCGAGAAGCUAAAAAAAAUCGAGAAAGAGAAAGGGAUUGUUGUAAGGUUUGUGAUAGGACACAGUGCAACACCAGGGGGAGUGCUAGACAAAGCCAUUGAUGAAGAAGAUUCAGAGUAUAAAGAUUUUUUGAGACUAAAACACAUUGAAGGAUAUCACCAACUCUCAACAAAGACAAGACUAUACUUCUCAACAGCAACUGCAAUGUAUGACGCAGAGUUCUAUGUAAAAGUGGACGAUGAUGUUCAUGUCAAUUUAGGUAUGCUUGUUACAACACUUGCGAGAUAUCAAUCAAGACCGAGGAUAUACAUUGGAUGCAUGAAGUCUGGUCCUGUUCUUUCACAAAAGGGAGUAAAGUAUCAUGAGCCAGAGUUUUGGAAAUUUGGAGAAGAGGGCAACAAGUACUUUAGGCAUGCGACUGGACAGAUUUAUGCAAUCUCAAAGGACUUAGCUGCAUAUAUCUCCACUAACCAGGGAAUACUGCACCGGUACGCGAACGAGGAUGUGUCGUUAGGAGCGUGGAUGCUAGGGUUAGAAGUGGAGCAUGUGGACGAGAGGUCAAUGUGUUGCGGAACACCACCGGAUUGUCAGUGGAAGGCACAAGCCGGAAACGUGUGUGCAGCGUCGUUCGAUUGGUCUUGCAGUGGGAUAUGUAAGUCUGUUGAUCGAAUGGCUCGUGUACACCGAGCUUGCGCAGAAGGAGACACACCUCUCGCUAAUUUUCGCUUUUUGUAUUGAGGUUUCACUUUAAACUUUGCAUAGUUAAAAGAAUAAUGAAAGUAAAAAAUACUAAUAAUAAUAAAAAACAUGAGAGACAUGA